This is a messenger RNA of Chrysochloris asiatica (Cape golden mole), 902 nucleotides long. RefSeq names its product short chain dehydrogenase/reductase family 39U, member 1 (gene SDR39U1). The transcript has 6 exons. The record is from RefSeq and is a predicted model, not a curated record. The coding region runs from base 21 to 902 and encodes 293 amino acids. NCBI's taxonomy places the organism in Eukaryota, Metazoa, Chordata, Mammalia, Afrosoricida, Chrysochloridae.
CGUGUUGGGUCCCGGUCGCUAUGCGCGUGCUUGUGGGUGGCGGGACUGGCUUCAUUGGGACAGCCCUAACACAGCUGCUGAAAUCCCGCGGCCACGAAGUGACGUUGAUCUCCCGAAAGCCUGGGCCGAAUCGUAUCACGUGGGAUGAGCUUGUUAAAUCGGGGCUGCCCAGCUGUGACGCUGCCAUCAACCUAGCUGGAGAGAACAUCCUCAACCCUCUCCGAAGGUGGAAUGAAGCCUUUCAAAAGGAGGUUCUCAGCAGUCGCCUGGAGACAACCCAAAUGCUGGCAAGCACCAUCUCCAAGGCUCCACAACCCCCCAGGACCUGGAUAUUAGUCACAGGUGUAGCUUACUACCAACCCAGCCUGACUGCAGAAUAUGAUGAGGACAGCCCCGGAGGGGAUUUUGACUUUUUUUCCAACCUUGUAACCAAAUGGGAAGCUGCCGCAAAACUUCCUGGAGAUUCUACACGGCAAGUGGUGGUGCGCUCGGGAGUUGUGCUGGGCCGUGAGGGUGGUGCCAUUGGCCAGAUGCUGCUGCCCUUCCGCUUGGGUCUGGGAGGCCCCAUCGGCUCAGGCCGCCAGUUCUUCCCCUGGAUUCACAUCAGUGACCUGGCGGGAAUUCUGGCCCAUGCCCUUGAAGCAAGACAUGUACAGGGGGUCCUGAAUGGAGUGGCUCCAGCCCCCACCACUAAUGCUGAGUUUGCACAGGCCCUGGGUGCUGCCCUGGGUCGCCCAGCAUUCAUCCCCCUUCCCAGCCCUGUGGUGCAAGCCGUCUUUGGGCGAGAGCGUGCUGUCAUGCUGCUGGAGGGUCAGAAAGUGGUCCCACGGCGGACAUUAGCCACUGGCUACCUGUACUCCUUCCCAAAGCUGGGGGCUGCCUUAAAGGAGGUUGUAGCCUAA